This is a messenger RNA of Amaranthus tricolor (Joseph's coat), 2556 nucleotides long. Its product is annotated as ankyrin repeat-containing protein ITN1-like. NCBI's taxonomy places the organism in Eukaryota, Viridiplantae, Streptophyta, Magnoliopsida, Caryophyllales, Amaranthaceae. Gene Ontology annotation, molecular function: protein binding. The record is from RefSeq and is a predicted model, not a curated record. The transcript is spliced from 5 exons. Bases 334 to 1884 code for a protein of 516 amino acids.
AAGUUUUCCUAUACCUUAGUCACACUCUAGAUAACAAUCUCUCAAAGCUAAAGCAUGUUGUUGAAAAUCUAUUUGUUAAAGACCACACAAGAGAAUAACUUAAGCAAUUGAAAUUCUCUGCAAUCAUCAAUUAUUCAACUCAUUUAUUAGUAGUCUAAAAGUCAUACAUCAACCCAGAAAACAGUUCCAAGUAAAACUCCUUCAGUCAACUACUAAUUCAUAAACUAAUUUGUGUUUGUUAUUUAAUAUUGUUACCAGAAAACAAGAAGAUGUAAGAGAUUUAUCAGCUAGAAAAACACAACCUCAGAAAUUGAAAACAAACAGUACAGAAAUAUGUCAGCAGAAAACAUAGCUCUUCAUCAUCGGGAGUUGAGCUUGAACAGUGAUCGUUUUCUGUAUCCACCUCCAGACGACCCAAAAUCACCAUUGCACGAUUCUCAGACUUCAGAAGAAGAGCUUGAUGUUCUUGGAGAUGAAUUUAAACAAUCAAAUGAAACAAUAAAACUGUACCAAGCCGCAUUGAUGGGUGACUGGGAAACUGUGAAUGCAAUUUACAGAGAAGAUAAUGGAUGGAUUAGCACAAGGAUUACAAAAGGAGGGGAAACAGUUCUUCACAUAGCAGCAGCAGCUAAACAUAUUAAUUUAGUUAAAGAAGUGGUUAAUGUUAUGGAUGAUGAAUCUCUGACUUUGGUAAACAGAGUUGGAAAUACUGCACUUUGCUUUGCUGCAGUUUCUGGGGUUGUCGAGAUAGCAAGAGUAAUGGUGGAUAAAUGCAGAACAUUGCCAAAUAUUAGAGGUAGUCAAGGAAUGAUCCCCCUUCUUAUGGCUGUUUUAUUGGGUCAUCAGGAUAUGGUAUGGUACCUUAUGUCUGUCACUGACUAUAAUUUAUUGACGGUUGAAGAUGGCAUUGAGCUACUCACCGGUGCGAUUGAUACUGAUUUAUUUGAAGUAGCAUUGCAUAUUCUACGGUGCAAUAAAAAUUUGGCUGUUUUUCGGGGUAGAAAGAAGGAGACGGCAUUGCAUGCAUUGGCCCGAAAGCCUCCGAAAAACGAUAGAUAUGAGCUAAGCAUGUGGCAAAGGUUUAAAAUGCAAGGUUGUAGCAUAAAUCACGUGGAGCAUCAAGUAGCGUUGGAACUAACAGAAACACUAUGGGGCGAAAUCAUAAAAUUGAAGCACCAGGAAAUUUCAAAACUGAUUUGUUUCCCAUGGAGAUUAUUAUUUGUUGCAGCACAAUUAGGAAAAGUUGAAUUUCUGAUGGUGCUCAUCAAAUCUUACCCUGAUAUACUUUGGAAAGUAGAUGAAAAUCGAUACAGCAUUUUUCACAUUGCUGUAAUUCAUCGUCAUGAAGAAAUCUUUAAGCUAAUAUAUGAAAUAGGAGCGAUCAAGGAUUUAAUAGCUACUUACAAAGAUGGUCGUGGAAAUAACAUGCUCCAUUUGGCCAGCAAGUUGGCCUCUCCUAGUCGACUUAAUUCUAUAUCAGGAGCUGCUUUACAGAUGCAACGCGAGUUACUCUGGUUCGAGACGGUCAAAAAGAUAGUGAGGCCAGAGUACGCUGAAGCUCAAAACAAAGACAAUAAAACCCCUCAAGCUUUAUUCACAGAGGAACACGAAGGACUAAGAGUAAAAGGGGAACAAUGGAUGAAAAAGACAUCCGAAUCAUGCGCUCUAGUAGCAACUCUAAUCGCUACAGUCGUUUUCUCCGCAGCUUUUCAACUUCCAGGAGGUCUCAACGACAAUGGAAGUCCCGUCUUAGUAAACAAACCAUCAUUUAUGGUUUUCGCCAUGGCAAAUGCAAUAUCAUUGUUCUCCUCAACCGCUUCAAUCUUAAUGUUCCUGUCAAUCUUAACUUCACGCUAUUCUGAGCGAGAUUUUCUUAUGUCUUAACCUUUAAAGCUUAUGAGGGGAGUAAUCUUGCUUCUUAUUUCAAUAACAACCAUGAUUUUAGCCUUUACUGCUACAUUUUUCAUAACAUUUCAACAGGGUAAGGGUGCAAAAUGGGCUCCAAUUCCUGUUGCUUUUAUUGCAUCUUUACCUGUUAUGCUCUUUGCUUGCCAACAAUUUCCCCUCUUGGUUGAUAUUUAUUAUGCAACUUAUCAUUCUCAGUCUAUUUUCCAACCUUAUAAACCAAAAUUGUUUAAACUUUCACCUCAACCUAGCACGAUUUCUUCUCAUGGGCGGAACGUUGAUUCGAGUACUUCCCGGAGGAUUGAUAUUCCGUUUACGAUUUUGAUUCCAGAAGCUUCUAAAGUAUGGAAGUAUACAAGGAACUCUUUCUCUUGGCAUAGAGCAGCUUCAUUCAUUGUAAACCCUGAAGCAUCCGGUCCACCUUCAUUUAACUCUUGGCAGUUAGGACAACAAAGUGAUGGCUUGUGACUUUUGAAUUUGUGUUUCUAUUUUUAUUUUACGGAAAUUCCACUUGGUAGCAUCGAACUUUUAUGAAACGCCGGUGGUAGCACUUUUGUAAGAUUUUUCCACAUGGUAGCAUCUAAUUUAUGUCUUAUCUAACUGUCGUAGCAUUUUCCGUUAAAUUCAUUUAAAUUUCCGUUUAAUUCACUA